Molecule: messenger RNA, 1080 nt
Organism: Sordaria macrospora k-hell
Lineage: Eukaryota; Fungi; Ascomycota; Sordariomycetes; Sordariales; Sordariaceae
Source: RefSeq, a predicted model, not a curated record
AUGUCGGACCCCAUGUCGGCCCUCAUGUCGGUUGUUUGCCGCAAGCGAUCCUCCUCGGGCAACGAGGACGUUCCUUCCGAUGAUAGCUCGAACAAACGUGCGAGGUCGAGCUCUCGCACCCGUGACGCCAGAAACAACCACUUUGACGGCGUGGAUCCUUUCAAGAUGCAUACAGUCAAACAGCAGAUCGAGGAGGUCGCUCAGAAGAUCGGGAAGAGUCGUCGUGCCAGCAGUGGACAAACCUCACAGGCUACCAUGAGCUUCAGCGCCCCAUCCUCCCAAACUUCUCCCAAGCUCAACACCUCCGGCCAUGUCGGCACCACCUCCGACCAGGUCGACUUCGGCUUUGGCGCCGACACCAGCGGUGACGUCUUCAAGUUCAGUCGCCCCCUCUACAAAGACUUGUCUGAGUUGACCCUUACUCCCCCGGAAACCGGCUGCGCUUCUCCGUCCGCAGAGCAGCCCAAGAAGUACCGGAACAAGACUCACAAGCGCGCUGAGACUGCGCGCCGUAAGAAGCUCAGAGACCAGGCCGAGAGGGAGGCCAGGCAAGCUGAGGCGGCCAAAGAGUUCGAGAGGCUUAAGCAAGCCAAGCGCGCCGAGAAAGAAGCUAGGAUGAUGGAGGCAGACAGAGCCGCCGCUAGGGCCAGGCAUGCCAAGCAGCUCAGGAAGAGGUUGAACGCCAUCAACAACCACAGUAUCCCUAUCCCGCCGUCACAGCCUCUGAAGCUGAUGGAGCUGGAACGCGUGCAGGCCGCACCGAUGGCGCUGGAGGUUGCGCAGGCCGCAGUCAUGGGCCCGGACGUCGAAUCUUGGGGCUCCCACAUGCAGGACCAGUUCUUGGAGGCCACGGACAAGCUCCUUGAGGCCAAGGCUGAGAGUGAGGCAAUGAAAAAGACCAUCGAGUUCCUCAUGACUCAGAUCCACAUUCUGAAGAGGAAGGAGGACAUGCUCACGAUGAUCAACGAUCACGCGCUUAAGGAGAUGCAGUCCAUUCGUACCGGUGCCGCACGCCUCCUUCACAGCGAUCCCAAUCUCACCGAUGAGGAGCGCCGCAUGUUGCAGGACAUGGUGGCCUAG